Abrus precatorius (Indian licorice) is the source of this 4068-nucleotide messenger RNA. Its product is annotated as COBRA-like protein 10. The coding region runs from base 2032 to 4068 and encodes 678 amino acids. The transcript has 3 exons. Gene Ontology annotation, biological process: cellulose microfibril organization. Lineage: Eukaryota; Viridiplantae; Streptophyta; Magnoliopsida; Fabales; Fabaceae. Gene Ontology annotation, cellular component: membrane. The record is from RefSeq and is a predicted model, not a curated record.
AAGAAGUGAGAUUGUAGAUGAAAAUGGAAUUGUUUCUGUAUUUUUACUUUGUAAUAUAUUUGCUAUUGCAAAAGGGAAACAAGAAACAGGAAACAACCAUUGGAUUUGAUUUCUAGUCAAUGAAAUUGAUUGUGAUUGUCAUUUUUUGCCUUAAAUGUCUUUUUAUUUCUACUGAUUAUGUCAUCAUCGAAUGGCCAAUUAAAUAAAGAUGUAUUUAAUAUCUAGCAAAAGUGAAAAAUAAACCCGAACCCCGACCAUAAAUCAAUUCGGGCCAUAACUGGGUCGUUAAGCCCAUUUGGGCCAGCCCAUCUGCCUAAUGUUUUUGUAUCCGACUAAACCUUGUCAAUUGCUGACCAAAAACUUGCUUGUUAAGUAAUUAGGGGCCACAGAUUUACUAGUUCAGUUUGAUCCUUUACAAGCUGCAGGCCUAGUGAAUUUAUACCCAACGAGUCAAUUAAGUUUAAAUUAAAAUAUUAAAUUAAUUCAAGACCAAAAAGAAUAAUUCUGACAAAAUAAUAAUAAAUUAUUUAAAAUAUAAUAAUCGAUUCAAUGGACUAACUUUAAGCCAGUUGAAUUUUGAGUCGAGUUACAUUAGGCUAAAUUUUAACCAGAAUCUAAUUUUGUUAAUCUGAAGGCAUAUUUGAUCCAUCGAACUCAAAUUUAUUCUAUCAACCCUACCUUCAACGAAUCCCAUUAAAUUAAGAGGCAUUAUUUUUAACUAAACAAACUCUUGCUCAACUUAGAAGGGAAAACUUAAAAAAUGUGUUUGUUAAAUGUAUAAACCCGUUGAAGAGUUUCAAUAUUUAAGAUAGUUCAAUUUUUUAUAAUCUCUUUUAAUCAUCACUCAUCCAGGUUCACCAAACAGUGUUUUGUUCGUUUAUUUUUUAUUCUUAAAUUUUAAAUUGCAUCAGAUUUCAAUUCAUUGUGAGAGAAACAUUAUUUUCAAUGCAUGAACAACCAACAAAUUAAUUUUAGCAUAAUUAGUUAACGUUACAAGUUUUUUAAAGAUUGUUAAUAUUACCUUAUUUCUCAAGGAGAGUUGUUAAUCGAUUUAACUAAAUCACAUCAUAUGUUAGUAUGAUAGUUUACACAAACGAUAAUUAAAUUGACAAUAACAGACAUCUCCAUUCUGAAAACAGUUUAUGUUUACAAUGUUAACAACCAUUAACCAAACCCUCCAACAAAAUAUGCCAUACAGUUACACACCCUUUCACUACCUCUCAAUAAAAUUAACGCAAAUGGUGACCACUAAAAAUGUAUUUAUUAAAAGAGGAAUGUAUAUUACAAUUUAAAAACAUGAAAUUCAUUCAAUACUCUUUUUUAAGUAACUUAAAGACAUUGCUUCAAAAAAAAAAUCUUAAGACAUUUAUUAUUAAACCCUAAAAUUAAUAAAAUAUUAAUAACAUGUUUUACUUUUAAAAAUGUAUUUUUUAUUAUUACACAAAUUUUAUAUGAUUUUCAAUUUGGUGAAUAUAACUGUUUUUGACAUGAAACACGUGUGAAAUUCGUCUGGUAAUACAACAAAGCCUAGCAGAACCAACACUGUCAAAAAAUAAUUAAAUCUCAUAAAUACGUUAAUUAGAUUCAAUUUUCAACCAAAUUUGCCCAUUGAAUAAUAAACUAUAUAUCAAUGAAACAUGUUUCCUAGAAAACAUUGGUGAACAAAAUAUCUAUAUUUCCCAAGUAAUUAACAACAGUACUACUCCAGAAUCAAAACCAAUGAAUAUGCCAUUUCUAUAAUUGUAUUCCUACUUGUCUUCCAAAUAUAUCAAACAUUCUAUCUGUCAUCCGAAACAAACGCUAAAACUAGUGGAACAUAACUUCUUUCUCUUUUAUUCUCCUCCAAAUUUCCCUCCCAUUAUAUACCAUUCUUUUUUCUUUCUUUUCUCUCUACUUUCCUUCUCCUUCCCCGCGUCCCCACGCGGUCGCCACCACUUUCAACCUCUCUUUCUCCUACGGCAAUUUAGAAACUCUAAGAAAACAAAUAAAAAGAAAUAAAAGCAAAAGAUAGCGGUUGGAAAAAAGGAGAAAAUGAAAAAUACCUUAUCGCACAGAAUAGUAGCAAUAAUAGCGAAUCUGUUGUUGUUGUUGGUUUGUGAUGGACAAGGUUUGGAGGGCGGAAAACUGGCAUCGGCGCCGCCGUCAAUGACGGAGCUAGACAAUUGCGACGGCCUGUUCCUGACGUACAGCUUAUUGGGAAGGGAGAAGGAAUUUCCGCACGUGAAAAAUGUGUCGAAACAGGCGUGGGCGUUCAAGGCGGAAGCGUCGUUGAUGAACGUGGGGGAUGAGGAGGUGACGGGUUGGAAGAUGUUCGUUGGGUUUCAGCAUAAGGAGAUUCUCGUCUCCGCCGACGGUGCCGUUCUCAUUGACGCUGGCGACUUUCCGGCCGAGGUUGGGAACGGAACCACCCUUGUGGGAAACGACGUUACGGAUUUGAAAACGGCGAUUGAUACCGCCGGUGAUGUUAACCAGAUGGGUGUGAGGAUUCAGAUGACUGGAACGCAGUUUGGUUUGGGAGUUGGCGCCACCCCUAUGCCUAAGACUAUACGUCUCGAGAAUGAUGGAUUCAAAUGCCCCGCACCUGGUCGUAAAGGGUCGAGAAUGUUUGUAUGCUGCAGAAAGGACCCCAAAAUGAAGGCAAAACUACAGAAGAAAACAAAGUACCCUCCUCGUCGCUAUGGAGAUCUAACCAUAGCAUACGAUGUGCUUCAAGCCUUCCAGAACAACUACUACGCCCAAGUAACAAUUGACAACAACCACCCAUUGGGUCGUCUUGAUCACUGGAACUUGACAUGGGAAUGGCAAAAGGGUGAGUUCAUUUACUCCAUAAAAGGAGCAUAUGCUCGCAAAAGGGACCCUUCUGAGUGCUUAUAUGGUCUUGCUGGAAAGUACUACAAGGACUUAGAUUUCUCACAAGUCACAAGCUGUCAGAAAAAACCAAUCCUCUUUGACCUUCCUGCUGAAAAAGCAAAAGAUGAGAAGCUUGGUAAAAUCCCAUGGUGCUGCAGGAAUGGCACUGUUUUGCCUCCAAUCAUGGACAAGAACCAAGCAAGGUCAAUUUUUCAGUUGCAAGUGUUCAAGAUGCCACCUGAUACAGACAACAGAACCGCUCUCACUCCCCCUUCAAAGUGGAACAUUGAUGGUGUCAUCAAUCCACAGUACAAAUGUAGUGCUCCAGUUAGAGUUGACGCACAAGAAUUCCCUGACCCAAGUGGGCUUAGAUCAAUUACCACAGCUGUGGCUAGUUGGCAAAUAGUUUGCAAUAUCACCAAACCUAAACCUCAAGAAACCCGUUGUUGUGUCUCAUUCUCAGCAUUCUACAAUGAAUCUGCUAUCCCUUGUAACACUUGUGCUUGUGGUUGUGAUGAUACAAGGAAGUGCAACUCCAAAGCCUCUCCUUUGCUUCUUCCACCCGAUGCUCUUCUUGUCCCUUUUGUUAACAGAACCUUGAAAGCACGUGCAUGGGCCAAACUCAGGCACACGCAUUUGCCUAGUAAGUUACCCUGUGGAGAUAACUGUCCCAUUAGCAUAAACUGGCACGUGAGUUCAGAUCACAAGGAUGGAUGGACGGCUAGGAUCACGCUUUUCAAUUGGGAAAGCUAUUCCUUUGAUGAUUGGUUCACGGCUAUUCAGUUGAACAGAACUUUCGAAGAUUUUGAAGAUGUGUACUCCUUCAAUGGGACAAGAAUUCCGGGUCUCAAAACCGUCUUCUUGCAUGGACUAAAGGGUUUGAAUUAUUUGGCUGGAGAAACCAAUGGAACCCAUGCUUACGACCCAAAGGUGCCAGGAAAGCAACAAACUGUGAUUUCUUUCACUAAGAAGCACGAGAAACACUUUGAUAUUAUGCAUGAUGGGUACCCCACUAAGGUGUUCUUCAAUGGAGAAGAAUGUGCACUACCUCCAAUUAGACCUGCCAAAAGUUCAGGGCAUCACUCUUCCACCAGUGUCAUUGCUAGAAUUUGGCUCUUGGUUUUGGUAAAGAUCCGCUUUAAAAGGUAUUUGCUUUUUCCUUCAGGGCUGCUCUCAUAUAUCACUCUCAUCAACGACGGGGUGCUUAGACAAACUUGA